Molecule: messenger RNA, 684 nt
Organism: Trichomonas vaginalis G3
Lineage: Eukaryota; Parabasalia; Trichomonadida; Trichomonadidae
Exons: 1
Coding region: 1-684 (227 amino acids)
Source: RefSeq, a predicted model, not a curated record
AUGAUUUCCUUUCUGACUUUCCUAGCCUAUAGAGAUACAAGGCCAAAAAGAAAUCCUGUUUGGGGAGAUGAGCUUAUGUUUGGAAAUUGGACAAUCACUUCUACAGAACUAACUUCAAAUUCAACAGGAAGUUCAUACAAUAUUAACUUAAAGCCUCAUCCAAAAGAAGAUGCUCUUAUCGGAGAUCUUAAAAUCACUUCACAUUCUGAAGAGCCAUUUGAAUAUCACCUUAUUUUGAGAUUUAAUGGCACCGACCGCGACACUUUCCAUGUUUUUUACCAAGAAGAUGACUCAGAAAUACAUGUUACAGAUGUUAAAUUGGAUUUCGAACAAAAUAAUCUACUUAACGCAUUUGGCCAGAUUUUAGGGACUAACAUAACAUUUUCUCUCAACAUGCUCACAUAUCUAUGUUUAAAUUUAAUCUUUUACGAUAACAAUUCUAAUGAAAUUACUGUUUAUUCGAUGAAAAAGCCAGAUCCAAUGCCACCAGGAAAAGACUUCAAAGCGUCCAUAUUUACAAUAGCUACGAUAGCAUAUCUCUUCUUUAGAAACAAAAAUCAAACUCAAAAUCAGCAACAAGAAAAUCAAGAAGAGCAACCAACAGAAAACAACAACGGUGAAGAAAACAAGCUACAGAAAGAACAACCUAAGCAAGGAAAGAAAGGAAAAGGUAAGAAACACUAA